AAUUUUAAAUAUAUUGAAUAACUCCAAUAAGCAAAAUGUCUUAUAUACUCCCAUACAUACAUAUAUGUAUAUGUAACAUACUAAAAAUAAAAGCGAACAAUAAGCCCACACAAUAGUCAGCAGUUCAAAAUAAUAAACAUAUUAAUUGGAAAUAAGUUUGUAAAUAUCUUUUCUUCUCUGAAAUGCAAACUUAGUGAUUUUUUAAACCAAAACAAAGCUGUGGAAGUAUAAAUAACAGCGAUAACAGAUAUCUAAGAAUCAUUGUACAUAUGUAUGUAUGUAGUAUGUAUACCUAAAAAUUAUGGUUGGUUCAUUAGCGCUCAUAUUGAACUGUCUGGCAAAAACUCAAUUCGAAAAACUACUACUGCUGUCGUGGAAAACAUUUUAAACAAAAAACUAAUCUUCAAAGCACCAAACGCAAAUAAAUCAUCUCCAACGAUAAUGUCUAUACCUCAGCUUAAGGUCCAGCAAAUGAUUAACCGAAACUCGACAGCCAUCCAGGCUAGUCUCAGUACUCAUCCCAAUUCCCAUAGUUCAAGCCAACAUCAAGGGUGUCGUGGAGGCAGGCAGCAUGUUCAAUAUUUCAGCAGGAGCUUUGGCUCAUCAGCUUUUCUUUAUAAUCGCCAAGAAGGGAGACAGCAAGAGUUAUCAGAUCCUGAUCCAAAUCCAGAUACGCUUGCCAGCAACUUGAAUUUACAGCAGCGCAGUUCGACUUCCGAUGGCUGUGAACUCUCUGUAUCUUCUCAAGCCAUAUUGCUACCAAAUGUAACGGGCAGUUUAACAAAAACGGAGGUUCCCAAUUUAAGUUUAAGCACUACUAUCUCAAGCAGCUGCUGUAAGGCUACGGCACAACCUGAACCCGAGGAAGAGAAUCCCCAACCGAUGGAGAGUCAAAGUUAUUUAUUUCACGAGCAAAUCAUCAUGUCUGGCCACCAGAAAAGUGCUCUGCAGGAUAAGCCAAAAGUACUCGUCGUUUCGCCUCAGCAAGUUAUGAUCUUGUAUAUGCAUAAGCUAACUCCCUACGAACGUACGGAAAUACUGGCCUAUCCACAGAUAUAUUUUAUAGGGGCAAAUGCAAAGAAGCGUCCCGGUAUUUAUGGACCUAACAAUUCGGAUUAUGAUAAUGAACAAGGGGCUUAUAUACAUGUUCCGCAUGAUCAUGUGGCGUAUCGUUAUGAAAUGUUGAAAAUAAUUGGUAAGGGCAGCUUCGGACAAGUGAUAAAGGCCUAUGAUCACAAAACCCACGAGCAUGUUGCUCUUAAAAUUGUGCGUAACGAGAAGAGGUUUCAUCGUCAGGCACAGGAGGAGAUCCGAAUUCUUCAUCAUUUGCGGCGACAUGAUAAAUAUAAUACAAUGAACAUUAUCCACAUGUUCGAUUACUUUACAUUUCGCAAUCAUACUUGCAUCACAUUUGAGCUUCUUAGCAUUAAUCUUUACGAAUUGAUUAAAAAGAACGGGUUUAAGGGCUUUAGCCUUCAGUUGGUCCGAAAAUUUGCACAUUCGUUGCUUCAAUGCUUGGAUGCUUUGUAUAAAAGCGAUAUUAUCCAUUGUGAUAUGAAGCCGGAGAAUGUUCUACUAAAGCAACAAGGUCGUUCGGGUAUAAAGGUGAUUGACUUUGGGUCGUCUUGCUUUGAAAAUCAACGAAUCUAUACAUAUAUACAGUCACGUUUCUAUCGCGCUCCCGAAGUCAUAUUAGGCUCAAAAUAUGGCCGCGCCAUUGAUAUGUGGUCAUUGGGUUGCAUCUUAGCGGAAUUGCUAUCGGGUCAUGCCCUGUUUCCAGGCGAAAAUGAAAGCGAUCAGCUGGCAUGCAUUAUUGAAGUGUUGGGAAUGCCAAAUAAAAAUAUUUUAGCUAGUUCGAAGAGAUCUAAAUCAUUUUUUAGCCCAAAGGGAUAUCCCCGCUACUGCACUGUCCGCACCAUGUCCGAUGGCAUGGUGGUUCUAAUCGGUGGUCAGUCCCGUAGGGGCAAGCCACGCGGUCCUCCUUGCUCCAAGAGUUUAUCCAAGGCACUUGAUGGAUGUAAGGAUCCACUGUUUCUCAAUUUCAUACGCGGCUGCCUAGAAUGGGAUGCAGAGAAACGAUUGACACCAUCGGAAGCAUUAAAGCAUCCAUGGCUGCGUCGUCGGCUGCCCAGGCCGCCGAGCACUACAAGUGGCGGUUGUAAUACAAGCGGUAAUCAGUCCCCAGUAACAGGUGUAAACAAAUGCUCCGCAAAUGAAGUAACAAAUACAAAUUCUUCAACAUCGGCCACAUCCAUUUCAUUGACUAUUGAAAGGGACAACGAAAAUAUGCAUUCAGAUUUAAAACUCUCAAAACUUUUUAACUUAAAUGUCAACGAAGGCGAAUUAAUGACUAGCAAAGACACGGAUAUCUUAGAAGAGAGUUUAAAAAAGGCCAGCGUUAAUGAUAUCUCGCCACGAUUAUUAUUACCAUCAACGACAGUGCAUUCAGCGGAUUCUGCUGAAACAUCUAGAUAUUAUCCAGCAUCUCUGCCCUAUUUACCUCAUUUAAUGAACAAUAAUGGAAUGAAUAGAUUUACUGGCUCUCUAAACAGCUCGGCCAACUCUUUGACCCAACUGGAGCAUGUCACAAAUUUGGAUAUCUUGCAAGAUUACUCCUCGACCUCAAGCACGCCCAAUUUAAAGGAGAAAGAUACAGGUUCUGUAUAUGCCAUAAAUACAGCUAACGAGUCCAUAGCUAACCUGGAUAGUAGUGCUUAUGAUAUGGAUAAAUCCAUCGAAAUUAUUAGUGGUAACUCUAAUCUAUCAAGUAUAAGAAAUGAUAUGUAGCCAAUUCCUGACAAUAUCAAAUAUUUUGCCAUUUUAAUGAUCAUGCAAAGCGCAGUUCGUCAUGCUUGUUAUUGAUUUGAUUUAUUAUUUAAAAAAGGGCACUGCCAAUAAAAAGUGAUACAAAAUGAA
Drosophila serrata is the source of this 2916-nucleotide messenger RNA. It is a transcript of the gene Dyrk3, whose product is annotated as Dual-specificity tyrosine phosphorylation-regulated kinase 3. The record is from RefSeq and is a predicted model, not a curated record. Gene Ontology annotation, molecular function: protein serine/threonine/tyrosine kinase activity; ATP binding; protein serine/threonine kinase activity. NCBI's taxonomy places the organism in Eukaryota, Metazoa, Arthropoda, Insecta, Diptera, Drosophilidae. Gene Ontology annotation, biological process: peptidyl-serine phosphorylation; peptidyl-threonine phosphorylation. Gene Ontology annotation, cellular component: cytoplasm; nucleus; cytoskeleton.